Aspergillus versicolor CBS 583.65 is the source of this 1497-nucleotide messenger RNA. RefSeq lists its product as uncharacterized. Bases 342 to 1469 code for a protein of 375 amino acids. The record is from RefSeq and is a predicted model, not a curated record. Lineage: Eukaryota; Fungi; Ascomycota; Eurotiomycetes; Eurotiales; Aspergillaceae. The transcript has 3 exons.
UGGAGUUAACAAUUUAUUCAACAUUUUAAUACAUGCAGCAAUGCUGCAAUCCGUGUCCGCGGACUUAGACGCGGUUAGACCCUGCCUUAACUCCGGCAUGCGUACACUGGGAAUGUGCUUAGUCAUAUGGGUUAUGCACAUAAUGCUGCACAUGUGCCUGGCCCAGGGCACCUUCCUAUUCGGGAAAUCUGUGAAGACGCAGUGUUGUUCUCUUUCCUCGAUCAGCGUCAUUAUCUUUCUUCAACCUACUCGGCCUUUACUUCAAUAGCUUUAUUAUACAAAUAUUACCACUUUUAUAUUACCCUGCUGAAACAGCGUUCGUUUCUAACUUCCUAAUCAACAUGCGCCUGAUCCCUCGGCCGGAGCUCCCAUUCCGCGCCGAUGACCCUUCAUAUAUGGAUGACUGGAGCAUCGCGGACAGAGUCGAGACCGUCGCUCAAGUCGCGGCGUGGUACGACAACGGCCGUGACUUUUAUGCCCGCAGAAUCCUCUCGCAAGUAAUAGACGAGCAACAUGCCCACUUUGAAGAGGGAGACACGUUCAACAUUGAUGGAGUUGAUGGAAACACUUAUCAAUAUAAUGUAAAUCCCACCGCUCGCCCCACCAUCGACUACAAGUCUUGGUAUGAGCUGCUAUCGGACGCCAACAAUGCGAUUAGGCCGACGGAGUGGAGGCCGUUCCACGCCUAUUGCAGCGUCAGACUUGCGAAUUAUAUAGAAGAGGAGGACGAAUCUUUCGAAGAGGAUCCGCAUUGGCUUGGGGAAAUGAGUGACGCAUCUGACGAGCUAUAUAGUCCGACCGAAGCUACCUUAGCGAAGCAGUUUUACCGCCUUGCGGAUUUGCGGGCCCGCUUGCGAGAAAAGCGGGCCUGGCCAGGAUGGAACAGUAUCAUUGCCGUUCUGUCUAGUUUGCGCAUGCCCAGGCAGAUCGACAAGGUCUUUGGCAUUGGGUGCGGCAGUCUAGAGGCAUAUGAGGAUGAUACUGAACUGUACAACCGAUGCACCAUGCGACAUGUUUUCGUAUACUGUCUUGCUAAAAGCCUGAAUCGCACGAGAGUAGGGCAUCCUGGCGUCGCCCGCUACUUUCAGGACCCCACGUACACGGACCUUGAUGAAGAGGCAAUUCGCAGACUCCAUGCACAUAUCCUCGUCGAUCCAGUAGCCUAUCUGGAAAUGGACGAAGCCUCUGUCGUCUUCUCCUCUGACGCAACUUGCUGUGUCAAAUCGAUUAUUGUAGAGAACGCCAGGCCGGCCAUACUGAUUCUAGAUCGCCCCCGCAACGACGGCUCUGCAUCUGAACUAACGGAUCCAUUCACUUCGCGUGUCGAAUGGAUACUCGACACGGAGUACCAAUCGCUUCGGAUCCCACAAUUCCACGACGAUUAUUGGGUCCCUAUGGCAAUGUACAUUAGAAAUGAGUUUAUUCCCCCGGCGUUCGUAUCGCCGUACGAACAAGCUCAGGUGGUAUAGAGUGGUGCAAAGGCGUUCAUCGGUAGGG